ACAUUUUCGUUGCUGCAUAUGUGCUAUCUUCAGGUCCUUCACCAACAACCAAACCAUUUUAUUUUUAGGCAUAAGGGUUUGUUUAGAAGGUAAAGAAACUUUGAGUCUUCGAUAAAAAGGGGAAAAAAAAAAGUUAAGGAACAUGAUCGGCGCUCAACAAUUCAGAACCCAUUUUUUUGUUCCUAACCUGCCAAAUUCAAUCACGAGACCUGCGGCAAUUCGUGUUGCUUCUCCGCCGUCGAUUUUAGGUACACGAAUCACUGCGGUUUCGGCAGCAGGAGCCCCGAUUGCAAUCCCUUGUGGAGAAGGAGGAGAUGGCGGCUGCAAAACGUUGUUGCUUCCAUUGGGACUUUGUAGGGAGGCAUUGCCGAAGCACGUGGCCGUGAUAAUGGAUGGGAAUGGACGGUGGGCUGCUUCAAAGGGAAUGCCUGCUGCCGCCGGACAUGAAGCAGGUUGCAGAGCCUUGCAGGGGAUGGUCAAGCUCUCCUGUAAAUGGGGAAUCCGAGUCCUCACCGUCUUCGCCUUCUCUUCGGAGAACUGGCACCGCCCCAAGCCUGAGGUUGAUUUUUUGAUGAUGCUCUUUGAAAAUGUCUUCAAGAGCUUAUCGGGAGAUUUUCUGAGGGAAGGUAUUCGAAUAUGCAUCAUUGGUGAUUCUUCAAAACUUCCAAAAUCUCUGCAGAAUAUGGCUACAGAGCUGGAGGAAAUUACACGCAACAAUUCACGGCUUGAUUUAAUUAUUGCUUUAAGCUACAGUGGAAGAACUGACAUAGUCCAAGCUUGCCAGAAGAUUGCUCAGAAGGUGAAAAACGGGAUACUUAAACCUGAAGACAUAACCGAAUCUCGGGUCGCGCAAGAACUAGAUACAAGUUGUGCUGCUGGUUAUGCUUACCCUGACCUCCUUAUCAGAACUAGUGGUGAACUGAGAUUAAGCAAUUUCUUAUUAUGGGAAUUAGCAUACACUGAGCUUUACUUUGCACAGUCACACUGGCCAGAUUUUGGAGAAGAUGAAUAUGCUGAGGCUUUACUUGCAUUUCAGAAAAGACAGAGGCGAUUUGGUUUAAGAACCACUUCAUAGUUCAUAGUAAUAACUUUUGGGAGUUUGACAAAAAUAUUUUCUAUUUAUCUUUCUUUUGAGGUGGGUUAUUAUAGGUUUCCCUUGUUUCUACUUGUUACAUACUCUACAGCCAAGCAAAGAAGCUCAUCCUUCUGCCUCUGUUUAGAAAUGUUAGUUAUUCUGCCUUAGGAUCAGUCACUACCCACGUUACUGUUUUGACAGUUUUUUUAUUCCAUUUUCCUGUGACUAAUCCUAAUUACUAGGUAGUUAUGCAUUCAGUUUUAGGUUUUUCAAUAAUUUAAAAACUAUAUGCUUUUAUCA
Molecule: messenger RNA, 1375 nt
Organism: Dendrobium catenatum
Lineage: Eukaryota; Viridiplantae; Streptophyta; Magnoliopsida; Asparagales; Orchidaceae
Product: dehydrodolichyl diphosphate synthase 2
Exons: 3
Coding region: 143-1075 (310 amino acids)
Biological process (GO): polyprenol biosynthetic process
Source: RefSeq, a predicted model, not a curated record